Rhagoletis zephyria (snowberry fruit fly) is the source of this 1135-nucleotide messenger RNA. NCBI's taxonomy places the organism in Eukaryota, Metazoa, Arthropoda, Insecta, Diptera, Tephritidae. The record is from RefSeq and is a predicted model, not a curated record.
AUGAGCAACAGAAGUACAAUCGCUGACAAAACGACCACCAUUCUCAGCAUCGACAUUGGCACGUCCAGCGUCAAGUGCUCGGUCGUCCAAAUAGCAGUCCUCGAAUCAUCAGCAUCCAUUAGCAGUCCCGAAGAGAACUACCGCAUUCUCUCCAGCGGCAAGUGUCAGUACGAUGCAACCCGGAUUCGCCGCUCGCCAAACCCCUCGUACAGUCAGCAGAGUGUACGGGAGAUAUUCUACUGCAUUUCGGUGGCACUAGAUCAGGCUGGCGUCUCGCCUAAUCGGUCAUUUGAUCUCGUUUCCGUGUGCGGACAGAUGCACGGCGUCGUCCUCUGGAACGAUGAGACGCUGUUUAGUGAUGGUAACCAGCUCAAUUACGCGGCCAUCAGCGACAACUACGACUGGACAGAUGGUCGCUGUACAAAGGAUUUUCUGGCCAGCCUGCCGCCGCCUGACUGUCACACUGACGUGGUCAGCACCGGCUACGCGGUGGCCACCAUCUUCUGGUUGGCCAAACACGAGCCCCAAUAUUUGAAGCAGUUCAAUCGAGCAGCGACCAUUAUGGACUUUUUCAAUGUCGUUAUGUGCAAACUAAAAGAGCCCUCCAUCAGUAUGCAAAACGCCAACAACUGGGGCUACUUUAAUACGGAAAAGCAGGCGUGGAAUGUUGAGUUGCUAAAAGCAAACGGCUUCCCAGUCAGCCUGCUGCCCACCGUUGUUCCACUGAACACCGUUGUAGGCCGGACGGCCAACUUUGCCCCCAUUGCCGAUGGCAUUCCAGUGAUGGUCUCCUACGGCGACCUGCAGGCUGUCCUGACGGUGGCAUUAUUGAACAACGAGGACGCUUUAGUACUGAACAUGGGCACCAGCAUUCAACUGGUGCGCUUUGAGCCGACCGGCUUCAGUCCGCCCAGAAAGUCCACCUCUCCGAAGCCGUCCGUAGACUACAUGCCCUACGAUGCCAGUCGGUACCUGGCCGUGGCCGCCGGACUAAAUGGCGGAAAUGUGCUGCGCAGCUAUGCCGCCUACCUGCAGGACAUUGUCCGCCAGCUAACCGGCCUGCAGAUGACCGAAGCGGAAGUGUGGACAAAGUUGGCCUCCAUCUGUGAGCAGGAAGAGGAAGAAGAAGAAGAAA